Molecule: messenger RNA, 955 nt
Organism: Cuscuta campestris
Lineage: Eukaryota; Viridiplantae; Streptophyta; Magnoliopsida; Solanales; Convolvulaceae
Source: the annotation of a GenBank genome assembly
UCCUUCCGUAAUUAGGAAUCCUUUGUAAGUAUUUACACGAGGCUUCGUCCUCCGUUAUUAUUCAAUAGAAAAUAACAAUUCUUCAUGGUAUCGGAGCCUCUCAUUGCUCUCCGUCUCUCGUCCGACCUAGCGUAGGCAAAACCCUAGCCGCGCCGUCGCCUCUUCUCUCUCUCGGCCGAACAGCACCCAGCCGCCGCCCACCCCUCUUCCUCGGCAGUGCUCUCCCCGGCGACCUCUCUCCCAUCGGCGAGCAACCCCCCACCGAUCAUCAUGUCCGAGAAGACCUCGGUCACCGGCACGGCGUCCUCUUCCCCAACUCCACACUUGGCGUUCACAACGAUCUCGAACGUGAAGCUCCAUGUGCCGAUUCUCCUAAGCUUCUCUGAGCCCAACUACAAAAAGUGGAGCCGGCUCUUCCUCCUCCUCAUUCGAAGGUUCUUCUCGGGUGAUUUCCUCACCGGCAAGUCGUCUCCGUCUAGCGCCGACGACUCGGAAUGGUUCCAACUUGAAGCUCUCAUAAAAGGUUGGAUUCUCUCAACGGUGAAUGAUGAAAUCUGCGAUUUUGUUCUCUCCACAACCAACUCCGCAUCCGAGCUUUGGCGAGCCAUCUACAACAUCUUCCACGACAACAAGCCGGCUCGGGCGAUGCAACUUGAACACCAAUUCCGCACCACCACCAAGGGCUCUCUCUCCAUUGCCGCUUAUUGUCAAACCCUACGAAAUCUUGCGGAUUGGUUGGAUGAUGUAGAUGCCACCGUCUCCGAACAACAACUUGUUCUUCAAGUCUUGCGUGGCCUCCCGGAUGAUCUUUGAGCACAAACGUCAUUCCUUCAAUACCAAACCCCCCGAUCUUUCUCCAAACCCGCUCGGCCCUCCUCUUAAUUGAACAACAACGGGUUGAAUUGGGCGUCGGUAGCAAUCACGGGGGGAUGGCGGACCCUAAGGGUCCGUUUAG